UUUUUAUUUUAGUUGUUUCAAUCAAAUAAACAGAGUAAAGGUGAAAGAAGUCGUUUAAUCUACUUGAACAUUGAACGAAUUUCAAGUUAUAAGUACGCGCCGUUUAAAUGUACACACUUAACGAGUUAGUAUUCAAACAAAAAGAAUACGCUAUGAAAUCAUUAUGGUUAUUACCGAUGAUUAUAUUGUUCGCCUUGUUUAUGAGUGACGUAACAGUCAGCUCUUCGAUACAACAUUUACAACAUCACAAAAAACAUGAACAUAGAAAUGGUACUCAACCAAAUGUGUUCCAAUGUAUUUCAUGCAAAACUGGUACUCAGCAAGUUUUAAAUAUUAUUUUAAGUUCAAAUACAUGGUAUACGGUAAAUGUGAAAAUUAGAAUGCUCUGUUUUAAGACUGGACCAUUUUACAAUUCAUGUGUGGAGUUUUCCACUCAAUUGGCAGGCAAAAUAUUCCAACUUCUCGGUCAACUUGAACCAGCAAAAUGGUGUGCUUUUCUUGGAUUUUGUUAUUAUCCACCUCAUGUACCAGUCUGUAAAUAUUGUUACGAAACAGGAUUAACCAUAAAAUCAAUGUUAUUAUCGAAGCAUUUCCUCUCAGAAUUAUACAAUAACACGUUAGCUAUGUGUAAUGAAGUGCCUACUUAUUCAUUUGUUUGUGGUCCAGUUAUACACGAUGUGUUUAUGGCUAUCACCUUGAGCUUUAACAAACAAUUCUUAGUGCAGCGAUUCUGUCAGAAUGCUGGAUUCUGUUAAACAGUGACUUUCACUAGAAAUGAGUUACCACUGCUGUUAUGCAACAAGUAUUUUGUGUGGAAGGAUUGUUUGUAGCUGCAAUGGAAAGUCAAAUGCAACAUUAUAGUUUACAUUCAAUUUUAGUGUAAAAUAAAACGUUAACGAAUUUCAA
Trichobilharzia szidati is the source of this 906-nucleotide messenger RNA. The record is from the annotation of a GenBank genome assembly. NCBI's taxonomy places the organism in Eukaryota, Metazoa, Platyhelminthes, Trematoda, Strigeidida, Schistosomatidae.